AUGCCCUCACCAUUCUUGGUCAGAGCCUUCUAGGAGACAGACUAGACAGAGCCAUGACUCCUAGGGCUUGUCAUCUUCUACCUACUGUGCCUACUUCUCACAUGCUUCUCAUCCCAGAGUUACAAACUACAGACUGGACACUUUCCGUGCCAAGUAGUGUUAGUCUAUUGUGCUGAAUAUAUCAUUGAAGUGGCUGCAAUGAAUUGGAGAUUGUUUGCAAAAUAUCAGUAUUUUGAUUUCCCGGGGAUGUUCAUUUCUAUCAUGUUCUCAGCAUCACUGCUGUUCAAUGCCAUGGUCAUGGUGAUUAUGUGGGUACAGAAGACUUUGAAUGUGAUGUCUGACCUAAAGAACUUGCAAGAAAAAAGAAAGAAGAAAAGAAAAAGAAUCCCUCACUGUUGCUAUGGACAUUGUUUUUCCACUGACUUGGUUGUUUCCAGUUGUAAGCUGCACAUGGCCCAGAUGUCCUCUGUCAGCUGACUCAUGGUUUGGAAAAUUAUUUUAUAUUUUACACCCGCAAAGAUUGAGGCCUCACUAAAGCUGUAUCUUAAAAGAACUAACGAUGUCACCUGGACCCACAUUUGCAUGGUGGGAGCUCUCUGGUUCAGUCACAGGAAGAGUUCCACACAGCUUUUCACAAUUUGCUGGUAGACCUUAUUAUAUAACUAAAGGUCACUCAAUUUUGAGUGUGGAAACUGAGAAACAAACAGUGCCAUCCUGCUGUGGCACCACUACCUGCUCACUCUUCUGUUUCUAGCCUGUAGCGGUCGCUCUCAGGAUGAUUUUGUUCCCCAGAGACUUUGGUGACAUUUGUAACCACAGAUGGGCAUGGCACUUGUAUCUGUUGGGUAGAGAUUAGGAUGCUGAAAUCCUACAGGGCACAGGAGAGUCCCAUCAUGGAGUAUUCUGUAUAGAAUGUCAGCAGUACCCAGGCUGAGGGAACUGUGGGACAGGUCUGGAAAAGAAUGCAGUAUAUCAGUUCCCAUGUAGCUAAGUCCUCUAAAGAAUCAAGUUGGGGCUAUGCCACUGAAAAUGUUUUGUUUGAAAAUACUAGGCUAGCAUGGAAGCUGUAAAGUCAAGACUCCAUGGAAAAUAGUAUGUCAAAUGAACCAUUUGGUUUUGUUUUUUUCUGGGUACAAAAUUAUAAAUACUUGCACACUCAGCAAAUGACUUAGUUGUUUCUGCACAGACUGUGACAAGUGCAGACCAAUACUUCCUGAGUGUCACAUCUUGUGCAGUUGGGGGUUGGAGAGCACAGAAAAGGGCAUAUUGCUUCUGUUUUCUCAGAUAUCCCUAGUUUCUAUGGAAUCUAGAGCAAUAAAUCUCCAGAAAUUACAAAUUACUGGAGACUCAGACU
Peromyscus leucopus (white-footed mouse) is the source of this 1354-nucleotide messenger RNA. RefSeq names its product transmembrane protein 18-like. The transcript has a single exon. The record is from RefSeq and is a predicted model, not a curated record. Gene Ontology annotation, cellular component: nuclear membrane. Lineage: Eukaryota; Metazoa; Chordata; Mammalia; Rodentia; Cricetidae.